Molecule: messenger RNA, 3879 nt
Organism: Rotaria sordida
Lineage: Eukaryota; Metazoa; Rotifera; Eurotatoria; Philodinida; Philodinidae
Source: the annotation of a GenBank genome assembly
AUGGAUUUAAUACUUAAACGACCAUUAGCUAUUAUUCAUCAACUUCAAAGACAACAUUCAUUUUUAACAAUUGAAAAUGUGAAAGAAAUACUUGAUGAAACUGUCUUAUUUUUAAAUACAACUAAUAAUCGAGCAAAUGGUUUACAUGAGUUAGCCACAAUUUGUCAUGAAUUAGCAUCAGUUCAUAUGCUUAUACCAUUCGAUAAUAUAGAAAUCAUAAAACAUGAAUUUUUCAUUAUUCUUGGACGUACAUUUGAAAUGUUAUUAUCAAAAGCAAGAUUAAUCUCUAUGACCAAAGCCGAUGAACAAUAUUUUUAUGACUUAAGUUAUUUUAUAGUCAAUUUAUGUUUACAUAAAAAUAUAGCGGCAUCAAAUUUUUUUAUUGCUAAUAAUGAAAAAUGGAAUCCUAACAAUGAAGAAAAAUACGAUCCCGUAUCAUAUCAAAAAAUCUUUUUCACAAAAUCAUUUUUUCAAAAGUUUAUUAAAAUUAUUACACAUGAUUUAAUUAUUAAUGAUUAUCAACCAUUUCAUGUUAAAUACAAAGUUACUCAUAGUUUACUUCGUCUUUGUGUUGAAUUAAAUGAAAUUGAUCAUAGUCUAUUGAUUGAUCCAAUUAUUCAAUGUUUAAAUUCAAAUUUUUAUCUUAAUACUUUUAAAGCAAUUGAUCUUCGUCAAGCAAUUUUUAAUCCUAAACAAUUAUUUUUUAUUUGUGAAUGUCCAGAAUUUAUUAUUCAACGUUGUUUGAAACAACAAGAUCAACUAUCCAAUUUAUUAUGUCUACCAAUGUUGGAAUAUAGUCGAGAUAUUCUUAGACAACAUUUACCAGUUUCAUUAGAAGGAGAAGAUUUAGAAAAUAUUGUAUGCAUAAGAGGUGCAAAAAUACAAGCAAUUAGUUUACAUAUUAAACUAUUAAAUCAUUUUGCUUUGACACCAGCAACAAGAAGAUAUUUCAUUAUAGGAAAAAACAAAAAAAUCAUUGACCAAAUGGUUAUAGUAUUAUCACAACCAUCUUUAAUUAAAAGUGUUACUCAUAAUCAUCAAUUAUUUCAUGCUGAUGUUGGUAUGGUAUCAUAUGCAAUAACUUUACUAUAUAAUUUAAUAUUUGAAAAGAAAAUUUUUUUUCGAUUAAAAGAAAAUGAAACUAUUUUAGCUGCUUGUUCACAAUUACAAAAAGCAAACGAUCAAACAAUAAAAUUUGGUUCAUAUACAUUAUCUGCUAUUUUAAAGCAAAAAGAUAUUGAUGAAAUAAAUAAUCCAUCAAAAACUGCUCAAACUUAUUUGUUUUACAUUGAAAAUAUGAUUGAUGAACCAUCACGUAUAUAUCAUGGAGUAAAAUUAAAUGGGGUAUUAACUAAUCUUGAAAUAAUUGUUCAAAAUGAUCAAAUUAAAGAAGAGAUUGCUAAUGAUGAUCAAGGUAUACAGCUGAUUGCAAAAUGUGCAUAUGGUAAAGAUUUCGAUGAUGAUAUUCGACAUCCGGCUCUAAGAAUUAUUUUAUCAGUUUCAUUUGCUGGAGAUGUUGCUAUUGAAAAAAUAAAAAAUAUUGAUCCACUUCUUGAUUAUGUUCAUGAUGAAUUUAUUUCGAAUAAUGCAAAACAAAGAUGGACAGCUAAUGCAAUUCAAUGGAAAAUUGAUGAAGAAAAAAAAUUUAUCAAAAAUCAAGAAGAAAAUAAAGAAAAAGAUCAAGAAAUUAUUGAAUAUAUUAAACCAAGUGUUAAAUUUGACGAAUCAAAAGCUCUUUAUCAAUAUAUUAGAGGUGAUCAUCGUUUUGAUUUAUCUGAUUUUCAAAUAGAAGACACACAUGUAAUGAUCAGUUAUUGUCUUGAUGAUAAAGAAAUAUGUGAUCAAAUUUUUGAUAAAUUAAAAACAGUAAAACAUUAUCAACUAUGGAUGAAUAAACAAUAUUUACACAGUGCUAAUCCAGAAGUCGUAGCGUCAGCAAUGGAGAAAGCGGAUAUCGUUAUUAUGUGUUUUUCAAAUAAGUAUCGAGAAUCAUCAGUAUGUCGAUUGGAAGGUGAAUAUGCUCACAAACGCAAACGACCAUUUAUUCCAAGUUAUGCUCGUAAUCAAGCAAAUAUGAUGCAAGUUUUACAAGCUGGUAAACGUAAAUCAGUUGUGAAAAUUCUUUAUAUGCCGACAGUAUCUGCCAAACGUGUAAUGGCACAAAAGAACACAAAAUUCAGCACAACGCCUUCGAAAAAAACAAAUACAGUUUCAAAAUCAACUACUACUAAGCCUUCACCCAAACCUACUAACAUCCAAAUACAAUCUACAACGAAUAAUAUUUUAUUAGAACAAUCACAUUUUCAAGUUAGUGAGAAGUUUAUUAUAUUUUGGUUAGAAUCGAAUUUAAACAACUUAAAUGAAAAACUAAUUUCUCAAAUUCGAUCUAUUGUGAAUACGAUCAAAUUCUUUACUGAUAUCGAUCAAUGCGUCAAGACUCUUAUUGAGAUUAAAGAUGUAAAAAUUUUUUUAAUUGUUUCAAAUUCUCUUGCUCAACAAAUCGUUCCUGUCGCUCAACAAUUCAUUCAAGUUGAUUCAAUCUAUAUAUUUAGUAAUCAUAAAUCGAUAAAUGAACAAUGGAGCAAAGCCUAUAUAAAGAUCAAAGGAAAUUUUAAUCAGAUUGAAGCACUUUGCAAUGUACUUAAAGAAAGAGUUCAUCAAUUAAAUAAUGAUUUUAUACCAAUUAGUAUUGUUCCCGAGUCAUCAAUAGAUAAUCUGAAUAGUGUCGAUCCAUUAUUUAUGUAUUUUCAGUUAUUUAAAGAAAAUAUUUUAACUAUUGAAUAUGAUUAUGAAAUGGAACAGCAACAACUAGUGGAUUAUUGCCGUCCACGUUAUCAAGAGACUGAAAAAGACACAAAAAUAUUUGAUCAAUUUAAAGUAGAAUAUCGUCAAAAGUCGCCAAUUUGGUGCCAUUUAAGUGCUAUUAAAUCAGAAGAUGAAAUCCUUUUCUCAAUGUCUACCAUAUUUCGAAUUGGUGAGAUAAAGCAAAUAGAAAAUUGGUUAUGGGAAGUGAAUUUAAUUUUAACAGGUGAUAAGGAUCCACUACUCACACGUCUUACUGAUCACAUGCGUCUUUCACUUGGAGACGGAAAUGGAUGGCGUCGACUUGGUCAAUUAAUGAUCAAGAUGGGAGAAUUUAAAAAGGCUGAAGAAAUCUAUAAUACACUACUCAAAAGAAUAUCUUGUGAUGACAAGACAGAAUGUGCUUUCCUUCACAAUCAACUUGGAUAUGUUUCCAAACAACAAGGUGAUUUACCUGAAGCACUUUCUCAUUACACACACUCUCUUGAAAUUAGCCAAAGUUCUAUGUCAUCUAAUGAUCCUCGACUCUCUAGUACAUACUCGAAUAUUGGGGGAAUUCUUAAAAAACAAGGUGAACUUGAUAGAGCAUUGAAAUAUUAUGAACAUGCUCUUAAGAUUGAUCUUGCAAUGCCAGAACCCAAUCCACUGGAAAUUGCUAUUGAUUACAAUAAUAUUGGUUCAGUAUUUGAUGAUCAAAAAAAGUAUCCUGAAGCACUCAAAAAUUAUAAAGAAGCACUAGAAAUCAAACGUGAUUAUCUUCCACCUCAUCAUCCAUCUCUUGCUACUACCUAUAGUAACAUUGGUUUAGUAUAUAGAAACAUGGAUGAUAGUUCUACUGCACUUUUAUAUUACCAACAGGCACUUGAAAUCCAAAACAAAUCUCUUCUAUCCAAUCAUCCAUCAUUAAUUGUGACUCAUGGAAACAUGGCAGGAGCAUUGGAAAGUCUUAAGCAGUACAAUGAGGCUAUUGAACAUGCUCAAAGAGCUGUUGAUAUUGCUAAACAUGCAUUUGGUCCCAAUCAUGCUGAAUGGCAAAAAAGAGAGAAAUAUCUCGAAGAACUUCAAAGAAAACGCUGA